UACCGGACGUGACGUCCUUCGACCCUACGACCCGGUAGUGAUUUCCUAGCAUGUGCGAUUGUGCGUGUGUGUUGUUUACGUACGUGCAGAUGAAAUGCCUCUAGAAAAUGCUGGUCCUUCAGGAAUUGUUCGUGCAGUCCAAAAAGACGAGGAUUACCUCAGCUAUGUCAACGAAUCAGUCAAUUUCCUUGUUCAAAUGCUUGCAGGACCACAGUCAUGGUUGAGAUGGAGGAAAGAAAUAGAAGUUUUAGCAGGAGCUGGUUACUUCAUAUGCACUACUAUAUCAGGAUACCAAACACUUGGUGAAGAAUAUGUGAAUAUUCUUCAAGUGGACCCUUCUCGGAUCGCUGUGCCAUCCCUUACGAGAAGAGUGAUCAUGGUGUUUUUACACGUUGCCACCCCCUACAUUAUACACAAGCUGCUUCUACGCUUGCAAAAUAUCCUGAAGCAACCCACGAACACGCUCGGGAUCCCCGCAGAGACCAGGCGACUGUUACUCGGAUACAUUCCAAUCAUUCGGAGAGCAGUAGAGCUGUUGCAGCGAUGGCAUCUGGCGUGGUUCUACGUGCGGGGGAUGUAUUAUCAACUCGCGAAGCGAUUCACUGGUGUGACCUACCUGAGCGUUCGGAGUGAGCUGUGGCGAGACAGUGCCAGACAUAGUUACCGGAUGCUGGGCAUGCUGUCUCUCACACAGCUGCUGUCCACCCUCGCUUACUCCGCCUACAGCAACCGCAAUAACGUCACCGAAUUCUUCGCCGGAGAUCUACAGGAAAACACGACGCCGGCCAAGAGUUCAGCCGCGUCGUUAGAGCCGCGGUCGAAGUGUUCGCUGUGCCUCGACGUGCGACGCGACACGACAGCGACAAGCUGUGGUCAUCUGUUCUGCUGGAGGUGCAUCUUUGAGUGGGCAGCAAACAAGGCCGAGUGUCCACUUUGUCGAGAGAAAUUCCACCAAAGUCGUCUGCUAUACCUGCAGAACUACGGCUGAGAGGGUCUAUUAUGUCCCCCAGGGUACUGCCGGAACGUACCCUGGUAACUAUCUGAUAUGCCGGACU
Molecule: messenger RNA, 1055 nt
Organism: Priapulus caudatus
Lineage: Eukaryota; Metazoa; Priapulida; Priapulimorpha; Priapulimorphida; Priapulidae
Product: peroxisome biogenesis factor 10-like
Exons: 7
Coding region: 95-988 (297 amino acids)
Biological process (GO): protein import into peroxisome matrix
Cellular component (GO): peroxisomal membrane
Molecular function (GO): zinc ion binding
Source: RefSeq, a predicted model, not a curated record